This is a messenger RNA of Anguilla rostrata (American eel), 1655 nucleotides long. RefSeq names its product Immunoglobulin superfamily member. Lineage: Eukaryota; Metazoa; Chordata; Actinopteri; Anguilliformes; Anguillidae. Gene Ontology annotation, cellular component: plasma membrane. The transcript has 4 exons. The record is from RefSeq and is a predicted model, not a curated record. Bases 119 to 865 code for a protein of 248 amino acids.
CGGGGGGGAGGUCGUGUGCUGUGUAGGAGUGACACGCGCAGGAAAUGUGAUAGGGGGUUGGAUUUAGUGUGCUUCCCCUCCCCCGCGUUCCCCAGUGCUGCCCAGAUCGAGGACUGCCAUGGGCCCCCUCUCUCCCUCUCAACCUGCACAGACUCUCACUCACCUGCUGCUCGUCACUGUCAUAGCAGGAGGACUGCUCUCUCUCAGUCUGGUCUGUGAUGGAGCCACAGUGCCAGGUCUUGUUACUCCUGUUCCCGCAACUCCUGACCCCCUGACUGCUGGCCCCCUGACAGAUGGGCCCCUGACAGAUGGGCCCCAGAUGCCUCUGUCCACCCCAGAGGCAAAUAUCACCGACACAACCUCAGCAGCCACUGGGGAGGAGGAGAAGGCGGCUCCGAUGGUAGAACAGCACCCUCCAAAGGAGAAGGCAGUGGAAGGGGAAGACGUGAAGUUCUCCUGCCUGCUGAAGGAGGCUGAUCCAGAGGGGGUGGUGGUACACUGGAUCCACCAGGGGCCUGAAAGUGAGCACACCGUGCUGGAGGGGAACCAGACAUCCGAGGAAAGGUUUGCUGACCGUGCCUUCCUUAGUGGGGACGUGGGACAUGGAGACUUCUCCAUGACGCUUCUCAACGUCUCUAUUCAGGACCGCGGGGUCUACAUGUGCAUCCUCACCAUCUCUGAUGGCUCUGCCCUGCAGGGUUCUGGCACCAAGCUCAGCAUUCGUGAGGACCUGGGUCUGCUGGGGUUGGAGGAGUCUGUGGGCACUAUAAUAGGCGUGACUGUGGCAGCAGUGGGUGUGGCCAUUGGGCUUAUCGCCCUCAUUCUGACACAGUUUCGAGACAAGCUAACCUGUCUGAAGAAGUGAUGGGAGUGAGGUCCUGAUCAGGUUGGAGAACACACCUGCAUGAUGGACCUCAGCUGACCAGUGACUCACCCUGUUUAACUGGUGGGGCUCUGUAGUGGACUGUUGUCUGAAACUCACACUGUACGCAUAGUCAUGGUGCAAAGUGGAGUGGGUUGCAUUACCACCUCUUCCACUGCAUGGUAAAACAAAAGUAACUGAAGAUUGCUAUUAACAUAAAAAUGAUUGAUUUAUGGACUGAUAUGAUUAUUGUUGUCCUCUGGCUGUUUCCGGGUCCCAGUUGUGGAGCCCCGCUGAUCAGGGGAUUCCUUCCUCAAUUUGAUUAUGACUGCCCACAAUGUUAUUUGCAUCCCUCUGAGGGACCAACUCCACACCUUGUUUUCUCGUUUCACCCAUGAACCUCCCUCCCCACCCCACCCCGUGUCCCCAAGCACAGAGUAAGAAGCAUAAAGUCUACGCAAGAGGAUCACUGGCAGAGAACCUUUGUGAUCGACAGUGCUGUGAAUAUAACCUGCAUGUAGAAUUUUACCGCUGUUGUGAAUACUUGUUUUUAAUUCUAUGAAUGGCUCAAUGUGUUCAACUCUGAUUGGCCCAGAUGCUGAGUGAUCUGCCUCCGGAAUUUAGAUUUAGAAUGCAGUAAGUGGUAACUGAAUAAAUAAUUAGACCCAAGUUAAUCUGUGUAAUACUGGUUUUCAUGCCCACUGGGUUGUACAGGACAUCCGGUGGCCAGGACAGGGUGACAGUAUGAAGGGGUUCAACUGUUUCUAAACAAAAAUAAAACUCUGAAAUAACA